CGCACUCGAUUGACAAUGGUACUACUAUUUCGUCGAUGAAAUACGUAGAGAUUCGUCGUCGAGUAUUUUCUUUUUCGGUUAGCGCGCCAACGGUUUCGGUUUUCUGGUGUGGCAUUUCUAGUGCGUUUCGCGCGUUUUUGUUUCCGUGGUUGGCCGGCCUGGGAUUCGUCGCAUCGUUCGGCGCCUUUUUGAAAAUAGAACCGACUUUACACCAAACCACACCAAUGACCGUCCUCUAGCACUCCCCCAACAACAUGGCCUUACUAAACUACACCUCGCCUUUCCUCGCCACUCCAAACCCUCUCUCCAACUUCUACCGACCUCCUCAACCGCCCACCCACCAAUUGCCACCCUACCAAACGCCUUACUCCUACCCACCACCUCAAAAACCCUUUUUGAACGAAGACUAUGCUCGGGCGGGAUCUCAAAAUGGGCCGGCGCCAGCCCAAAGCCACCAGAGCCAAAAGGGGCCCUACCAGCUGCCCCAAGGGGCGCAGACCAAUCAGCAGCCGCAGGGACCGGUGUUUACGAGAGUGACGGAGGACGGUGCCAAGACGAAAGUGCACGCGGUCAUCGAUUACGAUUACGAGGACGAGGACGAUCCGGUGCCUCCCGUGACUCCUAUUCAGGGACCGAUUUACCUGAAGAACGGUUCUGUGCCGGUUGUGCCCCUGUACUCGCAUCCAGUGUUAAAUAACGGAAGUUUUGUUCAAAUACCGGCGGACGAUACAGUUCUUCUCGCUGAAAACAUGCAAGACCUUCAGAAUAUGUUAAAUAACGUCAUCACAACUAGUCGAGAAUAUGGUCUGGCACUCAGUGUUAAAAAGACUAAAUACAUGAUUGUCACUAAAACUGGAGUGCCCAAUGAACAUCUGUACGCGGAAGGUGAGGAGCUCGAAAGAGUAGAGAGAGAUGUUACAGAUUAUUGGACCAAAAUUGAAUUGAGCUUAUAG
Molecule: messenger RNA, 953 nt
Organism: Sitophilus oryzae (rice weevil)
Lineage: Eukaryota; Metazoa; Arthropoda; Insecta; Coleoptera; Curculionidae
Product: ATP-dependent helicase brm-like
Exons: 4
Coding region: 255-953 (232 amino acids)
Source: RefSeq, a predicted model, not a curated record